CCUAAAAUGUUUGAUAUUCCUUGGAAAAACGUUGGAGAAUACAUCUAUGGGUACCCACGGAACAUCCGCAUCCAGAGAGAGAAGCAAAAUGCCAAAGUCCAGCGCAUCAGGGAUCAAAUUGAAAGACUUGGCAAAUCAGAUAUUAUCGAUGAAGCUCCAUCUUUUGACUCAAACCAGGAAAGGAGGAGGAAGAAGAUGAGUGAGGAUUUUGAGAAAGCUCCAUUUGCCAAUCUCAAGCUUAAAAGCAAUCCUACUACAAUGAAAAAGCUCCUAGCAGAGAAAAUGAAGUGCCUUAAAAAUGAAGCUAAAGGGCUCUUGAGGCUCUCAGAUUGGUCUGAUAUAUACACUAACCAAUUCUCUACAGCAACGAUUUCUGAUCAACGAGGAAGAGGUAAUUCAAAGAAAACUGUAACUUCAAAUGUCUCAAAAUCCCUAAAAUCGUCACCAUCAAAGUUUAGUAAGAAAAUAUCAUUCACAGACCAGAGUGUCCAUAUUAGAUCCAGAGCUCCCUCUAGUGAUUUGGUUAAACAGUCUCUAAACUUUGAUGAAAAAAGUCCACUCAAAACUAAUAGAAGUAUUUCCUUACUGAAGAUGUUCAACACCAGCAUCAGAAAUAUCAAGAGAAAGAACAAGAAUACCUUCAAUAUGUCUAGCACUCAUGAUCUUGCACAAAGAGAGAAACUGCUAGAGUACUCUAAGCUGAGAAAACUAGUCGAAGUUAUGGUAUCGAAACGUGUUUUUGCUCUGAAAGAAGCAAAGAAGACCUUCAAAUCUCUCCCAAAAUCAAAUAAAAGUACAGAAAAUUUAUUAGGAGUCCGAGCAGAGUUGAAUUGUCUUGAAACAGUUCUGGAACACAUCCGCAAUAAGUCACUCCAUCUCAUAAACUUCCAAGAACUUGAAAUAUACAAGAAUUUAGAGAGCGAAGAAAUUCAUGAAUCUCUAAUAAAACUCUACAAAUUUAAUAAAAAGCACAUUCUUCACCCAAUGCCAAAGCCAUUGGGCUCAAUAAACGACCUGAUUAACGAAAACAAUUCUACUAAACCAAGCGAUAUAACUUUGAAAUUGAUUCUCAAGAGCAAGAUCCUCCCUCAGCUCUUUAGCGAUGCUAGACUCAAAGCAUGCCAAGGACUCGAGAUGCGGACUAAUAACAUCCUUUACUAACCCAUCUGCACUGAAUUCUAAAUCCUAAAAUUCCAAGACUACUUCUGAAGUAGGAGAAAGUGGAAUAAAAGUUUUGGUUCGAGUAUCGAAGCCUUACGAAAGGACUUGUAAAGUUUGGAAUAAUAUUCCCCCAUAAAUUGCCCAAAACCAAGUAUAACUUUCCUUUUCUCUCAAUAUAC
Moneuplotes crassus is the source of this 1340-nucleotide messenger RNA. NCBI's taxonomy places the organism in Eukaryota, Ciliophora, Spirotrichea, Euplotida, Euplotidae. The record is from the annotation of a GenBank genome assembly.